Molecule: messenger RNA, 201 nt
Organism: Acaulospora colombiana
Lineage: Eukaryota; Fungi; Glomeromycota; Glomeromycetes; Diversisporales; Acaulosporaceae
Source: the annotation of a GenBank genome assembly
AUGCGGAAGAAGUUGAGUGAUAACACGCGAGUGAAUAAUGUCGAUGUUAAGGCCAAGUAUGAUGAGGCUAGGGUGCUGCGCGAAAUUUUCGGGAACGCAUGGAAAAAUCGAAAAAGAAAACAUAGCGAAAUUGGAAUUUUCGCUCAAUAUGAAAGUUUGAAUUUUUCUAAACCACAGCUGUCUUCUCUUGGAAAGAUUUGA